CCCCUCCCCUCCCCGGCCCGCCCGCGCGCCGCCGCCGGGAGCGCCAUGGGGGCCGUGCCGCGCUCCGCGCGCCCGCUGCAGCUCACGCUGGCGCUGCUGAAGCCCGACGCCGUGGCCCACCCGCCGGUGCUGGAGGCCGUGCACGAGACCAUCCUGAACAACAAAUUCCUCAUCGUGCGGACCAAGGAGCUGAUGUGGAGAAGGGAAGAUAGCCAGCGAUUUUACCAGGAGCACUCAGGGCGAUUUUUUUAUCGGAGGCUGGUGGAGUUCAUGACCAGUGGCCCAAUGCGGGCUUAUAUCCUAGCACAUGAAGAUGCUGUUGCACGCUGGAGGUCUCUCAUGGGACCCACAAAAGUGUACCGAGCCCGAAAUACAGCUCCAGACUCCAUCCGGGGAGCCUAUGGCCUCACGGACACGAGGAACACCAUACAUGGCUCAGACUCGGCGGCAUCAGCCCGUAGAGAAAUUGCCUUCUUCUUCCCGGAGUUCAGCGAGAGUCUCUGGUACCAGCAGGAUGAGCCACGUCUGCGCUGCGGCCUGGCACGCUAUGACACGGGGGAGCGUGUUCACAGCCUACCCAAGGCGAGCAGGACAGAGUCAUCCUAGAGCAGAGGAGACUUACCCUUGACUAACCUCCUUGGAGAUGCGGAGGGCCUUGCCUUGCACGCAGGAAGUGCUGGUAGUAGCACCAGCUAGACCAGUGGUCCCCAACCUUUCCUGUGGGAAUAGCAUAUUGGUAUUCCCAGAAGACUGUGGCAGGUGCCGGACACCCCACCACCGAGAAGCGGCAGCGGCAAGAAGCGUCGCCGCCGAAAUGCUGCCGAGAAACGGCAACGGUUCUCGGUGGCAUUUUGGCAGGCGGUUCUCCGGCAGCCACACGCGGUGGCGGCAUUUUGGCAGCAUGGUGGCCGGUGGGAGCCAUGGUGCCCACGGGUACCGCGUUGGGGACCCCUGAGCUAGACUAUCCCUGUAACGAGGACAGGGAGCUAUGUAAUGUCUGUUACAGUGGGCAAAUACCAGAUGCAAUACACAUUACACCACGCUCUGGGGGAAUGUCUCACCUACCUCUGGCUGCACAUGUAGCACCUAGAUAGUGUGGAUGCUACAGACAAACCUUAGAUACCAGCAGGAAUCCACUGAACUCCAGCAUGGCAGAGGAACUCCAGCCUGCAAUUCACCAGCACUGAGUGUGCUCACAUAUAAACUAGGAGCAGUGGGUACAAGGGGCUGCCCCCACAGGGCACAGAUCUUGGUGAUGGGUGUGGAAUAUCUCUGUGAGGUGCAAAACCAUCCCACUGCCUUGCCCACAUGCACUCUGGCUGUUCAUUACCAGUGACCAUCUUCAUUGCUUAUCUAGUGCUUUCCUCUGUAAAGCAUUUCUCCAACACAGCCAUGGUGUGCUGCAGUAAUAAAGUUUUCUUUGGUGCAGGCAUUUUCACUGACAGAGCGGAUUAGCGGGCAUGUCCGAGCCAGAUCUCAGCGAUACCUCUGUGUCACAUGGAGGAGACAACUUCACCUCUCGGGUGCUGGUUUCAGCCUGGGCCCAGGUUGUGGGGAUGCAAGGAAUCAGGGUAGGAGCCUGUGGUUGGGCUCACUAACCUUCGGAGCACCCCCUAGCAUCAGUGUCACUAUCUUUGGCUCCAGCAGCUCUUACUGCCCACCUGCCUAUGGCACCAGCUCUUCUGUGUUUCAGCCCUCCACCCAAGUCACCUAAGUUCAGACCUCUUCUGGGGUAUCAUGAACAAGUCCAAACAAAACUGAAUAGUUCUGCACUCUUGGGCUACUGAAAUCUUCUCUUCUCUACUUACAAACCCUAUCUCAGGGCUUCCCUUGUAGGAGCCUAAUCUUUCCCUGUAGCCCACUACCCCCAUUCUGUCUGUGUACCCUUCCCCUGGGCUUCUCUCAGAAAGGUCUGUCUCCUCUGCUGUUUCUCCUGCAAUUGAGCUCCCUCAGUCUACUUUAUUAUGGCUUAGCUCUGCGCCCUCUGACCAGGAGCCAGUUCGCUAUCCACCUCCCUGGGUGCAAAGCAUGACUAAUUGGGUGUAUUCACUAGCCUUGCAUAUGAUGGGGGUUAAGCCCCAUCACAGAGCCUUUAUCUAGUGGAUGCCGGUUCUGAUCCAGCCCCAUGUCAGGAGACUGGCUGGAUUGGAAAACCUACCUUAUAAGAAGAGACUCAAGGCUCUUGGCUUGUUUAGCCUAACCAAACAAAGGCUGAGGGGAGAUAGGAUUGCUCUCUAUAAAUACAUCAGAGGGAUAAAUACCAGGGUGGGAGAGGAGUUAUUUAAGUUAAGCACCAAUGUAGACCCAAGAACAAAUGGAUAUAAACUGGCCAUCAACAAGUUUAGGCUUGAAAUUAGGUGAAGGUUUCUAACCAUCAGAGGAGUGAAGUUCUGGAACAGCCUUCCAAGGGGAGCAGUGGGGGCAAAAAACCUAACUGGUUUCAAGACUGAGCUUGAUAAGUUUAUGGAGGGGAUGGUAUCAUGAGACUGUCUACAAUGGCUACAUGGUUGGUAGAUUCUCUCCUUCCAAGGGUUAUUGGUCCAAGCAAGCGGUCAGAAUUGGGACUUGGGCAGUGUUUCCGAGUGGUCAGAGCAGGGGUGGUCAGGCCUAGUGGACAGAGCCAGAAUAAGGAAGCAGGAACCAAGCCAGGGGUCAGAGCCAGAAGCAAAGUUUAGGGAUGAUGAAAGAGUCAGGUCCAGUGCAGCAGCCAGUCGGGAAGUGCUUCAGUGAUUCAAACAACUUCAUGUCUCCCCUUCUGACUUAAAUAGUAUGUUCCAGACGGUCACUGGGGCUGGUCAUCACCCCAGUCAGGUACUCGUCGGCGAUGCCUCUGGGAGCCCCGCACUUCCAGUAGUUCAGGAUGAGAUACCCAGCGAUAGCCCAGGUGUGAGGGCUGCGUGGGAACCUGUGGGCCAAGAUUUGAGACCCACAGCCAUUUACAACAGGAUUCUUUAAGUGCAGACCACCAGGUUGGGUAAACACCAGCACUUCAGGUUCAAGGAAGAAUAGAGCUGGGCACAAAGAAAUUGGUGAGAGAGGAGGCCUGAUGAGAGGCAAGAGGUCACAGCUGCUUUCUGCUCAGUAGGAGGUAGAUGAGAAUGGGCAGACUGGAAACUACGGACGAAACCUCUUGAGAUCCAGCAGGUCCAAGGGAACAGAUGUAUGGGAUACACAUGGAUGGCAGCUCAGUCCAACCUCUAAGAAAAUCAAGCUUACUUACUAUCCAUCCAAGGAAGACAGAGGAUCCUUGUUGGAGAUUCAGUAGUCAGAAGACUUGAAAGAACAUUUUGCGAGGAACAGGCAGAUAACAGGAUAGCAUGCAGCCAUCCUGGAGCUAAGACAUGAGAUGUCGCUCUAAGAUUGGACAGGCUUCUGAAGUUGAUGGGCAAGGAUCCACUGGUGAUAGUUCAUAUCAGUGCACAAAUGCUACUGCAUCGCAGGAUAUCUUGUGCAUAGUAGAUGACUUCAGGGAACUUGGAAACAUGCUGAAGAAGAAGAAUGUCCCUAGCCUCUGUUUGCCAGAAGCUGGGAAUGGGUGACAGGGGAUGGAUCACUUGAUGAUUACCUGUUCUGGGGUGUCUGGCGUUGGCCAGUGUUGGAAGACAGGAUACAGGGCUAGAUGGACCUUUGGUCUGACUCACGAUGGCUGUUCUUAUGUUCUUAUUUAAUAUUUUUAUCAAUGACCUGGAAGAAAACAUAAAAUUGUCACCGAUAAAGUUUGCAGAUAAUACAGUAAUUGGGGGAGUGAUAAAUAAUAAAGAGGUCAGGUCACUGGUUCAGAGCAAUCUGGAUUGCUUGGUAAACUGGGCACAAACAAAUAAAAUUGCAUUUUAAGAGGGCUGAAUGUAAACAUAUACAUCUAGGAACAAAAAAUGCAGGCCAUACUUACAGGACAGGGGAUUCUAUCCUGGAAAGGAGUGGCUAAAAAAGAUUUGGAGGUUGUGGAUGAGCUCCCAGUGUUACGCUGUGGCCAAAAGAGGUAAUACAAUCCUGGGAUUGAUAAACAUGGAAUCUUGAGUAGGAAUAGAGUGGCGUUUUUGCCUUUUUAUUUGGCAUUAGUGCGACCACUGCUGGAAUACUGGAGUCCACAGUUCAAGGAUGUUGAUGAAUUGGAGAGGAUUCAGGGAAGAACCACAAGAAUGAUUAAAGGAUUAGUAAACAAGUCUUACAGUAAUAAACCCAAGGAACUCAAUCUAUUUAGCUUAAAGAGAAGGUUAAGGGGUAACUUGAUUACAGUCUGUAAGUACCUUCAUAGAGAACAAAUAUUUAAUAAUGGGCUCUUUGAUCUAGCAGACAAAGGUAUAUCAAGAUCCAAAGGCUGGAAGUUGACUCUAGACAGAUUCAGACUGGAAAUAAGGCAUACAUUUUUAACAGUGAGAGUAAUUAACUGUGGGAACAAUUUACCAAGGGUUGUGGUGAAUUCUCGGUCCCUGACAGUUUUUAAACCAAGACUGGAUGUUUUUCUAAGAGAUCUGCUCUAGGAAUUAUUUUGGGGAAGUCUGGCCUGUGUGAUACAGGAGGUCAGAGUAGGUGAUCAUAAUAGCCCCUUCAGGCCCUAUAAUUGAUUAUAUCUAAAACAGGAAGCCUGUGAAAGAAUUUGUGGGUCCCCUAGAUCACCAAGGAGUAAAAGAGAGCAAUUAAGAAAGAUAAGGACAUUGGUGAGGAGCUAAAUGAUCUGUACCAGUCAGCCCUCACUACAGAGGCUGUUGGGGAGGUACUACCCCAGACCUGCUCUUUCCUGAUAAUAUUAGUUCCUAGCAGUGACCAGAAGAAAUGAUGCUGGAGCAAAUUGUUAGUUUAUGAAGCAACAAGUGUCAUAAAUAUAAAGGGAAGGGUAACCACCUUUCUGUCCACAGUGCGAUAAAAUCCCUCCUGGCCAGAGGCAAAACCCUUUCACCUGUAAAGGGUUAAGAAGCUAAGGUAACCUCGCUGGCACCUGACCCAAAAUGACCAAUGAGGGGACAAGAUACUUUCAAAUCUGGAGGGGAGGGAACAAAGGGUUUGUCUGCCUGUGUGAUGCUUUUGUGGGAACAGAUCAGGAAUGCAGCCUUACAACUCCUGUUACGUUAGUAAGUAAUCUAGCUAGAUUUCCUUUUGUUUAGUGGCUGGUAAAAUAAGCUGUACUGGAUGGAAUGUAUAUUCCUGUUUUUGUGUCUUUUUGUAACUUAAGGUUUUGCCUAGAGGGAUUCUCUAUGUUUUGAAUCUGAUUACCCUGUAAGGUAUUUACCAUCCUGAUUUUACAGAAGUGAUUCUUUUACCUUUUCUUUAAAUAAAAUUAUUAUUUUAAGAACCUGA
Messenger RNA from Caretta caretta (loggerhead turtle), 5295 nucleotides. RefSeq names its product NME/NM23 nucleoside diphosphate kinase 6 (gene NME6). Lineage: Eukaryota; Metazoa; Chordata; Testudines; Cheloniidae. Gene Ontology annotation, biological process: CTP biosynthetic process; negative regulation of cell growth; GTP biosynthetic process. Gene Ontology annotation, cellular component: mitochondrion. Gene Ontology annotation, molecular function: nucleoside diphosphate kinase activity. The record is from RefSeq and is a predicted model, not a curated record.